Messenger RNA from Anguilla anguilla (European eel), 1777 nucleotides. RefSeq names its product TEA domain family member 3 a (gene tead3a). Gene Ontology annotation, molecular function: DNA-binding transcription factor activity, RNA polymerase II-specific; RNA polymerase II cis-regulatory region sequence-specific DNA binding. Gene Ontology annotation, biological process: embryonic organ development; positive regulation of transcription by RNA polymerase II; hippo signaling. The coding region runs from base 470 to 1756 and encodes 428 amino acids. The transcript is spliced from 15 exons. Gene Ontology annotation, cellular component: transcription regulator complex. The record is from RefSeq and is a predicted model, not a curated record. NCBI's taxonomy places the organism in Eukaryota, Metazoa, Chordata, Actinopteri, Anguilliformes, Anguillidae.
UCUUCGUUUUUCAGUGUCGUGCGUUGAUUUCAUACCAAAGUCAUACUUUACAUUCCACCUUUACUCUCAAACCCGGAGAAAUAUUUAUUGAAAAUAAAAAAGGCGCAUGAAAAAUAAACAGUUUAAAUGAAUAAACUUUUACGUUGCGCUUGAAAAGGCUGAAGUGCGAACCAAGCAAAAGCUUCUUGAAACUCCGCUUCAAACUUCCCAAAACUUUUCUAGGGGAGAGGAGAUCUUUAUUUUUGCCCGGGGAUCAAUUGGAGACGAAAACGAAAAUAAGAAAACGUGGAUUGCUGAAGUAAACGCGAUUUCAUUAACCACCAUCUCAGUAAUCUUAUAGCCGUCCUCAUUCUGGGGCUCGUUGCCGGGCCCAGGGGUAGCCGCCAUCAUUGCGUCCAACGAGUGGAGUGCGAACGGCAGCCCGGAGGAGGGGCGGGACGAUGGGCCCGAUGGGCUGGACAAGACGGGCAUGGACGGGGACGCUGAAGGGGUGUGGAGCCCCGAUAUCGAGCAGAGCUUCCAGGAGGCCCUGGCCAUCUACCCCCCCUGCGGCCGGAGGAAGAUCAUCCUUUCCGACGAGGGAAAGAUGUAUGGGCGGAAUGAGCUCAUAGCGAGAUACAUCAAGCUACGCACCGGGAAGACCCGCACAAGAAAACAGGUGUCUAGUCACAUACAGGUGUUAGCGCGGAAGAAAGUUCGGGAGUACCAAGCGGGCAUCAAGGUUUCUAGCCAUUUGCAGGUUCUCGCCCGGAGAAAGUCUCGCGAGAUACAGUCAAAGCUGAAGGCCAUGAACCUGGAUCAAGCCUCUAAAGACAAGGCCCUUCAGAACAUGGCCGCCCUGUCGUCGGCUCAAAUCGUGUCUGCCAGCGUGAUGAAGAGCCAGCUGCCCCCCCUGCCCCAGCCCCCCUACCCUCCACCAGCCAGGUUUUGGCCAGGCCCUAUACCAGGACAGCCUGGCCCCUCUCAGGACAUUAAACCAUUUGCACAGACCCCAUACCCCAACCUAACAGGCCCCAUUCCCACUCCCAUAUCAACGUACGAGCCCCUGCCCACCCCGCUCCCCCCGGCCGCCACCGCGGUGCCCGUGUGGCAGGACCGCACCAUCGCCUCCUCCAAGCUGCGCAUGCUGGAGUACUCGGCCUUCAUGGAGGUGCAGAGGGACCAGGACACGUACAGCAAGCACCUGUUUGUUCACAUCGGGCAGACAAACCCCUCGUACAGUGACCCGCUCCUGGAGGCUGUGGACAUCCGACAGAUCUACGACAAGUUCCCAGAGAAGAAGGGAGGCCUCAAGGAGUUGUACGAGAAGGGCCCGCAGAACGCCUUCUUCCUGGUCAAAUUCUGGGCGGACCUGAACAGCAGCGGUAUGCAGGACGGGCCCGGCUCGUUCUACGGCGUGAGCAGCCAGUACAGCAGCACUGAGAACAUGACCAUCACCGUCUCCACCAAGGUCUGCUCCUUCGGCAAGCAGGUGGUCGAGAAGGUGGAGACGGAGUACGCCCGUAUGGAGGGCGGCAGGUGCGUGUACCGAAUCCACCGCUCCCCCAUGUGCGAGUACAUGAUCAACUUCAUCCACAAGCUCAAGCACCUGCCGGAGAAGUACAUGAUGAACAGCGUUCUGGAGAACUUCACCAUCCUGCAGGUCGUGACAAACAGGGACACCCAGGAGACCUUGCUGUGCAUAGCGUUUGUUUUCGAGGUGUCGACGAGCGAGCACGGGGCGCAGUACCACGUCUACCGGCUCGUCAAGGACUGAGGGUCUCCUCGGGGCGGGGGC